UGCUUGCCUUCAAAAACUUGUCAAAUUUUUUGGUUCCCGACACGUUCACGACGUUUACGGCAGCAAUUCAAUUUGUAAAUUAAUUAUAAUGUAGACUUGUUAUUUCAGUAUACCUUGUUACGAAAUUAUUAUCGCAGUAGGCAAAAUGUCUGAAAGCAUUCAUAAAAUAAGGCUAUUGUUAUGGAAAAACGGUACUCUGGUAAAACGAAGUUAUGAAGCAGUACUUUUGGAAUGGUUAUACCCUGUAAUAAUAUGUCUGUUUGUGAUUUUCUUAUUGAGGCCUCGUUAUGAGGUUUCUGAUGUGAACCAAACAAUUUACGAAGGAUUUACUCCCAAACCUGGAUCCCUCUGCUUUAUUUCCAGUAAUAAAACAAUCUCUAUUGCGUAUUCGCCAACAAGUCCGCUACUAGAAGAUAUACUGAAAAAAGUGUGUUUAGAUGAAACAAAACCAAAAAUAAGUAUAAAAAGCUUCAAAAAUUCUAACGAACUAAAUGCUGCAAUAAAAAAAGACAAAUUUUCUUUUGCUUUACAAAGUGACGAUUUUUUGUUCGGACUUACGGACAGACGCAAAUUGCCUGAUAAUUUAAAUAUUAAUCUGCGACUUCCCUCAGAAAAUUAUACCACUAAUGAUAUUCAACCAUGGUUCACAAAUCUACGGUAUCCACUUGAUCUAACAUCAGGUCCAAGAAACUAUUGGGAAGAUGUUGCUGAAGAACCAGGUUACGAGAGUAGAGGUUUUCUUUAUUUACAAACAUUUAUAACUCUGGCUCUUACUAAUAAUUCACAAAGUCCUAAGAUACUAAUAAAUCGAUUUUCGUAUCCAAAAUGGUCAGAAGACAAAUUUUAUUCUAAAAAAUCUGAAACUCUAACUGGGUUCCUCUUAGUUUGCGCGUUUACGUAUACAGUUAAUAACUUAGCAAAGGAUAUAACAACCGAAAAAGAAAAACAAUUGAAGGAAUCUAUGAAAGUGAUGGGUCUUCCUGGAUGGUUACACUGGUUAGCAUGGUUUCUACGAGGCUUACUCUUAACACUCGUGACGGUUAUUUUAAUGACUGUUCUUCUAAAAAUUGCCUUUACAAGUAGACCAGUGUUUGUCUCUUCUGAUGGUACCAUUAUAUUCGUAUUUCUUCUACUUUUUGGAUGCAGUUGCAUAACGUUUACGUUUCUACUAUCCACGCUAUUCUCCAAAGCAACUACUGCAGUUAUAGUAUGUACUAUUCUAUACAUAGUCGCAGUGGUGCCCGCAUUUCUGCUGCAAACGCACAAUGACGUACCACCACAAGGUGCAAAGAUGGGAGCAUGUCUCUUAGCUCCUAGCGCAAUGUUUUUCGGAAUAUCAGUUUUGUUCAAGUUUGAAGGAAUUGGAGAGGGAAGUCAGUGGGACAACUUGUUUAAAAGCACAUCGCCAAGUGACAAAUUAACACUUGGUAUUAUUUUUGUAUUCCUAAUUGUUGACACAUUGUUGUAUAUGGUUCUUGCUCUUUACUUGGAAGCAGUAUUCCCAGGCGAUUUUGGAGUACCACAACCGUGGUAUUUCCCUUUUACGCGAGCUUACUGGUGUAGCAAACCUCCAGUUUUAAGGACUGAACAGCCAACUGAAAUGAAAGGAAAUUUUUUUGAAGAAUUUUCGGAAAAACUUCCGGUCGGAAUAAAACUAGUAAAUCUUUCCAAAUCAUUCGGAAGUCAUACUGCAGUGAAAAAUCUAAAUUUGGACAUGUAUGAAGGCCAUAUCACAGUUUUGCUUGGACAUAACGGUGCUGGUAAAACGACCACCAUGUCUAUGAUUUGUGGGAUGUUUCCGCCUUCCGGUGGAACAGCCAUUAUAAAUGGGUAUGACAUAAGGACCAACAUCCGCAACGUUCGGGAAAGUAUGGGGAUAUGUCCUCAACACAAUGUGCUCUUUGACAAUUUAACAGUUCGGGAACACUUGCAUUUCUUUGGUGAAUUGAAAGGACUGAAGAAGAACGAAAUCAAUGAAGAAAUUGAUGACUAUAUCAAAGUUCUGGACUUGGAAGAUAAGAAAAACACCUAUUCGAAAAAUUUGUCUGGAGGUAUGAAAAGAAAGCUAAGUGUUGGGAUAGCACUGUGUGGCAAGUCUAAAGUAGUGAUGCUUGAUGAACCAACAGCUGGAAUGGACCCUUCGGCUCGGAGAAAAGUUUGGAAUUUGCUCCAGAAGCAAAAAACUGGACGAACGAUUUUACUAACAACUCACUAUAUGGACGAGGCUGAUUUACUAGGUGAUAGAAUUGCAAUAAUGACAGCGGGUGAAUUGCAAUGUUGUGGAUCUAGUUUUUUCUUAAAGAAAACUUAUGCUUCCGGUUAUUAUCUAAUCUUGGAUGUUACACCAAAGUGUAGACCAAGUGACAUUACCAACCUAUUGAGAGAAUACAUACCGUAUCUACAAGUCCACUCUCAUAUUGGCUCUGAGUUAACUUACAAACUGCCCGAGGAGUCACACAAAUUUGAGGCACUCUUAGGUACUCUAGAGUCUAGAGCUGGAAGCUUGGAAAUUCAAAAUUUUGGUAUCUCACUGGCAACAUUAGAAGAAAUUUUUUUGAAAGUUGGUGCCGAUAAUGAUGGUAAAACUUUAAGACAAAAUGAAAAUAACAAAAAAGAAAGUACUAAAGAUACAAGUCGUUAUGAAGGUUUUAGCUUACUACUCAAUCAGAUUAUGGCAAUGAUACUUAAAAAGGUGUUAGCUACGUUCAGAUCUUGGAUGUUGUUUUUGAUGCAAGUCAUUAUACCGAUUCUGAUUGCGUUAACCAUCAUUGGAACAACCGGCGUAACAACGUCAUUUCCUCCAAACGCCAUGUCUUUAAAUUCGUACACCGAACCAAUAAUAUUAAUAGAAAAUAAUGACUGGAGGGCUAAGAUGUAUGCGAAAGUCCUUGGAACAUAUCAAGUUAAAACCGUUAAAAGUCUUACUGAAGAAAUUUUAACCUUGACGAGUGACUCGCCCAUAACUGUUAGAGGACAUUACAUUGUAGGAGCAUCUUUCAACAAAACAGCAGCAACUGCUUGGUUUAAUGGUGAUCCUUAUCACGCAGUUUCGCUGUCUCUUGGUCUCGUGUUGAAUACAAUCUAUAAGGAAACUUUUGGAAAGAAAAAAUCGAUCAAUUUCAUUAAUUAUCCGCUACCUCUCAGUACAGAUGCCCAGCUCAAAGCGUCGCAAAAUAACAACAUGAGGUUUGGAAUGCAGUUGGGGUUAGCGGGAACAAUUGUUGUUUGCAUUUUUAUAUUAUUUUAUGUUCGGGAGCGCAUCACCAAAUGCAAACAUCUUCAAAUGAUUUCAGGCGUAAAUCCUUUCGUAUUUUGGAGCACGUCCCUUUUUUUCGACAUCAUUCUCUUCUUUGUGAUAAUCAUUUUCUGUCUCGUCACAAUUACUGCUGGAGGUGGUUUAAAGGAGUCUACAGACAAAAUAGGUGUUUUAAUUUUAAUAUUCGCUUGUUUCUGUUUCUUCGUUUUUCCUUUUAUUUAUUUAUUUUCCCUUCUUUUUAAAAUCCCGGCUACUGCAUUUAGUAUUAUAUUCACGAUGGGAAUAAUGACUGGUAUGAUGGCACUCCUUAUAAUACAAAUAAUACGUUUACAAUACCAAUCAUCAAAUACAGCGCAAAUAAUACAUUGGAUAUUUUUUCCUUCUCCUUUCUAUAUUGUUGGUAGUGGGAUUUCCGAAGCAGAAACCAACAGCCUUAUAAGAGGUGCAUGUGUAAAAGAUAAUGUAACAGUUGAACAGUCUUGCAACCUCAAUAAAAUUUGUUGCGAUAUUGAUUACUUUUCUUCUGAAGAACAUGGAGUAAAAAUACAUGUAAUUGUGUCGCUUAUUAUGUCAAUUGUUCUCCUAAUCGUUAUUUUUAUCAUCGAAUAUGGUUUCUUCGAUUUAUCGUGCGCAACAAAUACCAGUCCACCAUCUCACGUAACUCUUGAAAGUGAUGUUCAGGCUGAAAACCAAAAAAUCAAAAAUACCCCCGAAGAUGUGUUACGACGCGAUUUCGCUGUGGUUCUCCGCGACGUCACCAAAUAUUACAAGAAGUUUCUUGCCGUAAACCACCUCUGCCUAGGAGUCAAACCUAACGAAUGUUUCGGAUUGUUGGGAGUCAAUGGUGCUGGCAAGACCACAACUUUUAAAAUGAUGACUGGAGAUGAACGUAUUUCUUCCGGUGACGCUUGGAUCCAAGGAUUUAACGUAAAAACACAACAAAAGCAAGCCCAGAAGUACAUCGGUUACUGUCCACAAUUUGAUGCGUUACUGGACGAUUUUACGGCCAAAGAAACGUUGGUGAUAUUUGGCCUUAUACGAGGAGUACCUUUUGGUGAAUGCAUCUCUUUGGCCGAACGUCUUGCUGAAGAAUUUGAUUUUUCCCAACAUCUUAAUAAAACAGUGAAAACUCUUAGCGGAGGCAAUAAGAGAAAGUUGAGCACAGCUAUUGCCCUGAUAGGAGAUCCUCCGGUUAUUUUUCUCGAUGAGCCUAGCGCUGGAAUGGAUCCAGCAACAAAACGGUUUCUCUGGAACGGUCUCGCAAAAUUGAGAGAUGCCGGAAAAUGCUUGGUCUUAACUUCUCACAGUAUGGAGGAAUGUGAGGCAUUGUGUACGAGAAUUGCGAUAAUGGUCAACGGUACCUUUCAAUGUCUUGGAUCCAGUCAACGACUUAAGAGUAAAUUUGCACAAGGAUAUCUACUUACAAUAAAAAUCAUAAAACAUGGGGAUAAAGCGUUUGUUGAGGAUCAAAUUGCAGCGAUCGAUGGUUUCGUUCAAAAGCAUUUUCCGGGGUCUGAGUUGAAAGAAAGGUAUCAAGAGUUGGUGUCUUAUCAUUUGGUGAAUCCAAGAAAUUUACCUCUAUCGAAAAUGUUUGGAAUUAUCGAAGCAGUGAAACGACAACUUAAUAUUGAAGAUUAUUCUUUGGGACAGUGUAGUUUGGAACAAGUGUUUUUAAGUUUUGCAAGGGAUCAAAAGGAUUAAGUUUUUUCUGUAUAUGUUGUAAUAUGUGUAUCGUUCCGUUUAAAAUAAAUAG
Tribolium castaneum (red flour beetle) is the source of this 5009-nucleotide messenger RNA. RefSeq names its product phospholipid-transporting ATPase ABCA3-like. The record is from RefSeq and is a predicted model, not a curated record. The transcript has 18 exons. Gene Ontology annotation, cellular component: membrane; intracellular membrane-bounded organelle. Gene Ontology annotation, biological process: transmembrane transport; lipid transport. Gene Ontology annotation, molecular function: ATP binding; ABC-type transporter activity; ATP hydrolysis activity. Lineage: Eukaryota; Metazoa; Arthropoda; Insecta; Coleoptera; Tenebrionidae. The coding region runs from base 146 to 4957 and encodes 1603 amino acids.